GUGAUUAGAAAGGGUGGCAGAGAACGUUCCUGUAAUACGAUGUAACGAGCGCGAGGUCUAAGAAUGUUAACUAUUCGGGGCGAACGGUACAGGCACCGUUUUCUCGUGUUACUGCACUGCGACAGUGGUGACGAAGUCGGAUCACGAGUGUAUGGAAAUGGACCAUUCGCUCUAUGACAGCCAGCGUAGCAUGGCUGUGGUAUCGACAUGCGCCUAACCGCGUAGCAACCUACGAACCGAAGAACUCGGGACCAUCUCUUUCACUUCUUAAAAUGAAAGAAAUGGACAGGGAUCAUAGGGAACAACGAGAUCACGAUAAUUUAAAUGAAAUCGAGGGGGAACGAAAAAUAGGAAUGGAUUUUCGUAAUUUGUCUCAUCACCAUGGCGUGGAUCAUGUAGCUGAUGUCGAAUCGGAGAGAGACAUGGAACGGGAUCAGAACAACCACGUUGAUAACGUACACGAUGAGAAAGUCGACCAUAAAAUGGGUAGAGAUUUUCGUAACUUAGGAUCUCAUGCUGGCAUGGUUCACUUACACUCGGGAAUGGAGCAUUUAAAUAAUGUCGACGUAGAAGUAAAAUUGGCCAGAGAUGUUCGUGGCUCUUUAGGUUUGGGACUAUCGCUAGAAUUGUGUGUAGUCUGUGGAGACAGGGCUAGUGGAAGACACUAUGGAGCAAUAAGUUGCGAGGGUUGCAAAGGUUUCUUUAAACGUAGUAUUCGAAAACAAUUGGGUUAUCAAUGCAGAGGAAGCAAAAGUUGCGAAGUUACCAAACACCAUAGAAAUCGGUGUCAGUAUUGUAGACUUCAGAAAUGCCUUGCAAUGGGGAUGAGGAGUGACUCUGUUCAACACGAGAGAAAACCAGUUUUGGGUGAAUCAGCGGGAGCAAAAGUCGGAAAUCGAAGCCCUAGAGUUAAACCAGAACCACAGCAAUCAGUAUCUGAAACACCUUCGACCUGGGAGCAACCCGAAAGUCCUAGUAUGGAAGAUCAAAGUAGUGAUAGUGACCUCAGCGAUGCGUUAACAUUAGCAAGAGAACGGUUACUUAUUUCACAUGCAUUGGAUAGCAUGGCUAAGCUUAUUGGAGAUAGCGUUAAUGGUUCAAGUGAACCAGAAGAAGAGUGGACUGGUCAGUUAAUUUCUGAAAGGCAUACGCUAUUUGAGUUAAGAGCACCUAGCCCAGCCCCCGCGUACUUAUCGAUACACUAUAUUUGCGAGAGUGCUGCUAGAUUACUUUUUCUGUCAGUUCACUGGGCAAGAGGAAUUCCCGCGUUCCAAGCAUUACCAUCCGAAGUUCAAACAACAUUGGUACGCACUUCCUGGGGACAGCUUUUUACUUUAGGUCUUGCACAAUGUGCAUACACUCUGUCUCUUCCUAGUAUUUUAACAUCAAUAAUAAAUCAUUUACAAGCUAGUAUUGCACAGGAAAAAAUUACAGCUAGUAAAGUAAAAUCCGUAACAGAACAUAUAUGUAGACUACAAGAUUGCGUUAGUUCACUUCAUAAGUUACAAGUGGAUUCUAUUGAAUAUGCGUACCUUAAAGCGUUAACGCUUUUCAGUGCUGACAAUAUUUUAGCCGGGGUUUGGCGUAAAAAAGUUGAAGUUUUACAAGAAGCUGCGUGGACAGAGUUGCAACAACGUGUUGCAUCUGACCGAUUACCUCGCCUUCUUUUGAGGCUUGCACCACUUCGUUCAAUUAACCCGAGGGUUUUGGAAGAUUUGUUUUUUGCAGGUCUUAUCGGUAGAGUAAGCGUAGCUAGUGUUGUGCCUUAUAUUCUUACUAUGCACGAUUACAAAACUGAACCUGAAAGUCAUAUGGGGUGACAAUUACUAUCUGUGCAAUGUAAGUCGUGACCUAUCAAAGUGAUAUAUAUAUAUAUAUA
Molecule: messenger RNA, 1879 nt
Organism: Hylaeus anthracinus
Lineage: Eukaryota; Metazoa; Arthropoda; Insecta; Hymenoptera; Colletidae
Gene: Hr78
Product: orphan steroid hormone receptor 2
Biological process (GO): cell differentiation; regulation of transcription by RNA polymerase II; anatomical structure development
Molecular function (GO): zinc ion binding; RNA polymerase II cis-regulatory region sequence-specific DNA binding; nuclear receptor activity
Source: RefSeq, a predicted model, not a curated record